This is a messenger RNA of Chionomys nivalis (European snow vole), 1545 nucleotides long. RefSeq names its product SLX1 homolog A, structure-specific endonuclease subunit (gene Slx1a). The record is from RefSeq and is a predicted model, not a curated record. Gene Ontology annotation, cellular component: Slx1-Slx4 complex. Gene Ontology annotation, biological process: double-strand break repair via homologous recombination. The transcript is spliced from 6 exons. NCBI's taxonomy places the organism in Eukaryota, Metazoa, Chordata, Mammalia, Rodentia, Cricetidae. The coding region runs from base 8 to 808 and encodes 266 amino acids. Gene Ontology annotation, molecular function: crossover junction DNA endonuclease activity; 5'-flap endonuclease activity.
AGUUCCGAUGGGACAUACAGCAAGACCGGGGCGCUUCUACGGUGUCUACCUGCUCUACUGCCAGAACCCUCGGCAUCGGGGCCGCGUGUACGUGGGAUUCACUGUCAAUCCUGCUCGUCGCGUCCGGCAACACAACGCCGGUCGCAAAAAAGGUGGCGCCUGGCGGACCAGCGGGCGAGGACCCUGGGACAUGGUGCUGAUCCUGCACGGUUUUCCGUCUGCUGUAGCCGCCCUUCGGUUUGAAUGGGCCUGGCAGCAUCCUCAAGCCUCACGCCGCCUGACUCACGUGGGGCCGCGCCUGCGCAGCGAGGCAUCCUUCGCCUUCCACCUGCGUGUGUUGGCACACAUGCUCCGAGUUCCUCCGUGGGUGCGCCUCCCUCUAACCCUGCGCUGGCUGCGACCUGACUUCCGCCAUGAACUUUCUCCAUUGCCACCACCACACAUGCCCAUUGCCUUUGGGCCAGUACCACCCCAGCCCUUGGUCCCGAAGCAACUCACUGCAAGUGAGACUGACAGCGAGCGCCAGCUGGAUGGAGGCACCAAGGGCAGCUGCAUGCUGUGUGCACGUAUGCUGCAGGAUGAAGAAGGCCCCCUGUGCUGCCCCCACCCCGGUUGUCCCCUCAGAGCCCAUAUUAUCUGCCUGGCAGCGGAGUUCCUGCGGGAAGAGCCAGGGCAGCUUCUGCCCCUAGAGGGUCGUUGUCCUAGCUGUAAGAAGUCUCUACUCUGGGGAAGCCUGGUCGGGCAGUGCCACGUGGACACCGAGGAGGAAGAGGACUUGGAAUUAGAAGAGGUAACUGCCCAUUGGUGAAAGUCAGGUUGGCACCUGGAACGGACCCCAGGAGAAGGCUGCUUACCGGCUCAGUCUCUCUGGUGGUGCUUUAGUGACUCUUACACAACCCAGGACCACCUGCGUAGGGGUGGCACUGUCCACAGUGAGCUGGGCCCUCUCAGCUCAAUCAACAAUCAAGAAAAAGCCCCCACAGACAUGCCCGUAGGUCCAUCUGGCUGAGGCAGUCCCCCAUCGAGAAUCCCUCAGGUAAGGCUGGGCUAUGCAAAGCUGACAGCCAAAGCCCAGGAGACCAGUGCCUGUGACUUGGAGCCUGCACGCCUCUGUUGAGAGCACACAGGUCCUGUGCUCACAGAGAAGCACCAGGGAAGCCAGGUUAUGCACGCAUGGUUGCCUUUUCGAGGGAAAAUAUGUAUGUUUUCUGCCCAGAAGCCUGGGAAUGGAGGUGGCUAACAGUCUGGGCAGCACUGUCCUAUCUGUAGAGUCCCUCCAUACCUGGCUCCCCCAAAACUCCCACAACCAGGACCAGAGGUGGCUGAUAGCCCAGAUGACCUCUACACUGUCUGUAUGACCGAGACCACGACAGAUCCUCCCCUUGGCGAAGAUACUGCAGCAGCAGCCUACCGACCUCACCUUCAUGAAGUGUCAGGUACUUUGAGAAGACUUUCUGUGUAAUCAUGUCUCCUUGCGCAUACAGGAUUGUGUUACACAAGGAGACUUUCUCCAACAUUGUACUGCACUUUAAUACGUGUACAGUG